Messenger RNA from Beta vulgaris subsp. vulgaris (sugar beet), 2443 nucleotides. RefSeq names its product probable L-type lectin-domain containing receptor kinase S.7. Gene Ontology annotation, molecular function: carbohydrate binding; protein kinase activity; ATP binding. Lineage: Eukaryota; Viridiplantae; Streptophyta; Magnoliopsida; Caryophyllales; Amaranthaceae. Gene Ontology annotation, biological process: protein phosphorylation. The coding region runs from base 283 to 2358 and encodes 691 amino acids. The transcript has 2 exons. The record is from RefSeq and is a predicted model, not a curated record. Gene Ontology annotation, cellular component: plasma membrane.
UAUGAAACGAUAGUGGCUUUUGUUCUUAUCAAUAUUAUCAUCCUCCUCCCUCAACUUAUAGGCUUUCUUUUUCAUAUUUUACACACAACUAGACAAAAUCCAACCUAGAUAAUCUACUUAUGUUGCACCAAUGCUCUAUAUUGUGCCACGUCCAUUAACAUAUUCUACUUGAAUUAAACUUACAUGACAAAACUUGCAAAUUAAACACUACUAUAUGCUUCAUUUUCAUCAUUGUUCCUCCACCACUACCACCACCAAAACCGAGUUUUGCUACCCUGUCCUAUGUCUUGCACCGCCUUCUUUAGAAGGUUUCUCGUGUGGUUAGCUCUAGUGUUGGUUUUACGCGUGGUGUUGGGUGGCGAAGAUGGUCUAAAGAGUACUCAUAUGAUUACUAUGACCAAAUCCCAUUCUUUUCCAAAAUUUAGCACAUCUAUUAACCCAAGGAUUGAGCAUGAUAUUAAGCUACUAGGAAGUGCUAAGCUCUCUAGUGACAAGCAAAGCAUCCAAAUCCCGGAUAUUUCAGAAUUGGAUGAUCUUAGGCAUCAAGCAGGCCGAGCAAUCUACUCUUCACCUAUCAGGGUGUUUGAUCCUAAUAGCCAAACACCGGCUUCAUUUGAAACUACAUUCUCCUUCCAACUCAAUAACCAUACUUCACCCUUACCCUCUAAUAGUACUUCAGAAGAAGCUCAUGGAGGAAGUGGACUCACCUUCCUAAUCGCCCCGGAUGAGUUCACAGUAGGCCGACCUGGACCUUGGCUAGGAAUGCUUAACGACGCCUGCAAUGACAACUACAAGUUUAUUGCUGUCGAGUUCGACACACGACAAAACCCGGAAUAUGGUGACCCGAAUGACAAUCACAUUGGUAUAAACUUAGGUAGCAUUGUAUCAAAGUCCACCAUUAAUGCCUCAGAUUAUGGCUUAUCCUUUGAAGAUGGGUCAAUCCAUCUAGCACGGAUUACUUAUGAUGGAUCUACCCAAAGGAUGGAGAUAUGGGUCGAAUCAAACCCAAAGACUCCACUAAGAUCAGUGUUUUCUGAUGACAUUGAUCUCACACCAUUUCUUAAUGAGUAUAUGUUUGUAGGAUUCUCUGCUUCAACAGGAAACAAAACACAGAUACACAACAUUUUGUCCUGGAACUUUACCUUCACAACACCUGCAUUUCUCCGUUACCCAACAAGUGAAACAUGUGAUAGUAAGAUUUUAGUUGGUAAAAAUAGAGUUAGUGAGAAUAACAAGGUACCCAUUAAGAAGGAAAGGUCAUCUACCCCAUUUCUGAUCUUCAUUUGUGUUGUGGUGCUCUGUUUUCUGAUUUUCAUCAACCUUUAUUUCAAUGGCAAGAAAGCCAAAAAAUCUUAUGUUGGGUCAGCAUUUAUGUUCAUGCCGGAAAAGAAGCUGAGACCAACGCCGCCUAACAAGGCACGGAGGUUUACAAGGUCAGAAUUAUCAUUGGCCACAAGGGGAUUUAGUGAUUUGGAGGUUAUAGGGAGUGAUUCAAGCGGAGUUUUGUACAGGGGCACCUUGCCCAACGGGUGUCAUGUGGCUGUCAAGCGGUUCCUGAGUCAGUUCCUGGGCUCUUUAAGCAUGGAUAGGAGGAAAUUCUUGAAGCGAGUCGUGUCUUUGAGUCGGGUUAGGCACCCGAGUUUGGUGCCUAUCCGAGGUUGGUGUUAUGAAACACGGGUUUAUAUGGUGGUUUAUGAGUAUAUGUUUAAUGGAUGUGUUGAUAAGUGGUUGUUUGGUGUUGGGGUUUUACCUUGGAGUCGCCGGUUUAAGGUGGUAAAAAAUGUUGCUAAUGGGUUAAGCCAUCUUCAUUCACGUCAAAUUGCUCAUAACAACGUUCAAGUAAGCAGUGUUUUCCUCGACGUGAGCUUCAAGGCCGUGCUUGGUGAUUUUGGACUGAGUGAUCCAUUUGGGAUUGAUUCGACAUCUAGUCGAAGUGUUGACGUGUUCAACUUUGGCAUUCUCGUGCUAGAAGUCGUGUCCGGGAGAAAAAGAUGGGUUGCUGAGAAGCUCGAGACAGAUUCUAGAGGGUCGGGUUCCAGUCAAAGUGAGUUAGCCAUGGAUGAAAUGGACUUGCUGGAUUAUGCAUGGAUAAUGCAUGAAAGGGGUGAGAAAAUUAAGAUGGUUGAUCGAUUAAUGGGAUCCAUUGUUGACACUAAUCAAGCUUUGCGCGUUAUUGACAUUGCCUUGCUUUGUACCUUGCCCGAGAACAAUGGAAGGCCUAAAAUGGAGGAAAUAGUAACGUUCUUGACCAUGGACUGCAUCCUACCCGAGUUGCCACCAAAUCGACCUAUUGUAUUGUUUCCAUACAACAGUGGACCUCAUCUUUGUGGAGGCUAUGUUUGUGCUCCCUUCGGCUAGAACUUAAAGAAAAGGACCUAAAGAAAAUUGUAUGGAAAGCAAAGAUUGUUCACUAAAAGGAUGCUGUAGUAUGAAUUUGUGUGCA